CUCAUUUGCAAAAACAAAUACAUUCUUCCUGCAUAUAGCACGAGGGCUCAAUAAGCUUUUUUUCAGAUCCUUCAUUUGUCACUCAUCUAAGCAGCUAUGGAGAAAUUGAUGAUGAUGAGGUCUAUCUAUCGUUCUAUCGCACGUAGAUCUUUAGCUUUCACCGCCACCGCCGCCGUCACCACCAACCACCACUGCGUCCGCCGUGAAAUCCACCACUUGCGGCACUCUCCGGCGUCGAUGCUUUCCAGCAACCAUUCCUCUUUUGCAAUGGGAAUUGGAAGCACACGUUGUUUCAGUGAUGGCUUGACACACUUACCAGACAUAAAAGACGGUGAUAUCAAGCUUGCUUUUAAGGAACUUAUGGCUGUAAACUGGGAUGAAUUACCAGACACUGUUGUUAAUAAAACCAAACGAGCACUGUCUAAAAACACCGAAGACAAGACUAGUCAAGAGGCUUUAGCCAACCUUUUACGGGCUGCAGAGGCGGUUGAAGAGUUCAGUGGGUUUCUUGUGACUUUGAAAAUGGAAAUCGAUGAUAGUGUUGGGAUGAGUGGCGAGAAUGUGAAACCUUUGACCGAUGAAGUUGCUAAUGCACUAAGUGUAGCGUUUGGGCGUUAUUAUGCAUACUUGGACUCUUUUGGAGCCGAUGAGGGGUAUUUGCGGAAGAAAGUUGAGAAUGAGUUGGGGAUGAAACUGAUACAUCUUAAAAUGAGAUGCAGUGGUCUUGGUGGUGAUUGGGGAAAGGUGACUGUUCUUGGAACAUCUGGACUUUCUGGUUCUUAUAUCGAGCACAGAGCGUAAAUCUGGUCUGGCAGAACCUUGUUUGUUGUUUCAGAAACGUUGUUCAUAUAGGUUGUUUUCUUACUGUGUCUUAUUGACUUAUUUGGUUUUUAACCAACGUAGGUUUGGUUGGAUAUUGGUCUCAGCUCAUCAACCAAAUAAUAACAGACCAACCAGAUGUUGGAGCUGGUGUUUUGAUUAAACUUGUAGUCAUUUCACAUUGAGAUCUAUAAGAAAUAACGGCACCUUUGAACUCGUUUCAGUAUGCCUUGGU
Helianthus annuus (common sunflower) is the source of this 1054-nucleotide messenger RNA. RefSeq names its product succinate dehydrogenase subunit 5, mitochondrial. Gene Ontology annotation, cellular component: respiratory chain complex II (succinate dehydrogenase). The coding region runs from base 97 to 801 and encodes 234 amino acids. Lineage: Eukaryota; Viridiplantae; Streptophyta; Magnoliopsida; Asterales; Asteraceae. The record is from RefSeq and is a predicted model, not a curated record. Gene Ontology annotation, biological process: tricarboxylic acid cycle. The transcript is spliced from 4 exons.